Messenger RNA from Emiliania huxleyi CCMP1516, 1134 nucleotides. RefSeq lists its product as hypothetical. The transcript has a single exon. Gene Ontology annotation, biological process: iron-sulfur cluster assembly. Gene Ontology annotation, molecular function: 4 iron, 4 sulfur cluster binding; ATP binding; ATP-dependent FeS chaperone activity. Bases 30 to 1124 code for a protein of 364 amino acids. The record is from RefSeq and is a predicted model, not a curated record. NCBI's taxonomy places the organism in Eukaryota, Haptophyta, Isochrysidales, Noelaerhabdaceae. Gene Ontology annotation, cellular component: cytosol.
GACGCGAAAUAGAGUGGCUGCCUUGCCGCAUGGCCGUGGACGAGUCGGCCGCCAACGAAUCGUGCGUCGGCCCCAGCUCUGAGGGUGCGGGCAAGGCGAGCAGCUGCGAGGGUUGCCCCAACCAGCAGGCCUGCGCCGCGGGCGCCGGCCGCGCCGUCGACCCGGACCUCGAGGUGAUUGCGCAGCGGCUCGCGGGCGUCAAGCGCAAGCUGCUGGUGCUCUCGGGGAAGGGCGGCGUGGGCAAGUCGACCAUGACCGCGCAGCUCGGCUUCGCGCUCGCCGCGCGCGGCCUCCGCGUCGGGCUGCUCGACGUGGACAUCUGCGGCCCGUCGCUGCCGCAGAUGCUCGGGCUGCGCGGCCAGUCGGUGCACCGAGCCGCGUCCGGCUGGUCGCCCGUGUACGUCAACCACCCGGACGACGCAGCGGCCGCCGACGUCGAGCUGGGCGUCAUGUCGGUCGGCUUCAUGACUCCGUCGGACGACGCGGCGCUCAUCUGGCGCGGCCCGCGGAAGAACGGGCUGAUCCGGCAGUUCCUCACGGACGUGGACUGGGGCGAGCUCGACUACCUGCUGGUGGACACGCCGCCCGGCACCUCGGACGAGCACAUCUCGCUCGUCCAGCUGCUCGGCGCCACUCUCGGCCCGCACGACGGCGCGAUCGUCGUGUCGACGCCGCAGGAGGUGGCGCUGCUCGACGUGCGCAAGGAGCUCUCCUUCUGCGCAAAGACGCAGCUCCGCGUCCUCGGCGUGGUCGAGAACAUGAGCGGCCUGGCCGUCCCGCUGCGCUCGCUCACGCUGCGCGACGCCGACGGCGCCGACGCGACCGGCCCGGCGCUCGCCCUGCUCGCCGAGCGGUGCCCCGAGCUGCUCGAGCUGUCGGCGCACGUGGACGUCUUCCCCGCCGCCCGAGGCGGCGCGGAGGCCAUGGCGGCCAGCUUCGGCGUCCCCUUCCUCGGCCGCGUGCCGAUCGAGCCGGCCCUCACGCGCGCGUGCGAGGCGGGCCGCCGCUCGCUGCCCGGCUCGCCUGACGUCGUGAGGCCGAUCGCUGACCGCAUCCUUGCGUCGACCGAGAUGGAGCGCGAGGCGGAGGAGGCGGCCGCCUCGAUGAUGGACGGGUCCCUGUAGUGUUGCGCUG